UCCUCCGGCCGCGGGGCCUCGCUGCGCUCCUCGCCGGGGCGGGAGGCGGUGGCAGGUGCCCCAGCCCGGGACCUUCCGGAGCGCCCACCCCGCAGCGGCGGAUCCCUCCCUCUCCGCUCCCGUCCAUCACUCGGGGGUCGAGGGCUGGCGGCGGCGGCGGCAGCACCCCGUCCCUCCCCUGCUUGCCCCUCCACUACCCAAUCGAAGGGGACACCUAAGAGCCGCGGGAGAAGAUCAUGGCAACGUGAGUGAGCAGCGGAGCCGCCUGGCCGGACCUCCCCGUACCCGGCGGAGCGGAGCGCGGAGCCGCGCGGGUGCCCCAGCCCGAGCGCAGUUCGCGGCGGUGUCCGAGCGGAGCGGAGCGGCCUCCAGCCCUGCCCCAGCUCAACAUUCUCUUCUUGGAGGCUCUUUCUUUUCCUGUUGAUGAUAAAGAUGGAAAGAAAGUGGAUAUUGGAGGAUUUUCAUUUUAUCUUUUUUGGUGUGCUCUGUCUCCUUUUCAUAGAUGGAGGUAAACUAGAACAAGUAAAACAUUCAGAUACAUACUGUGUGUUUCAAGAUAAGAAAUACCAUGUAGGAGAAAGAUGGCAUCCUUAUCUAGAACCGUAUGGCCUUGUUUACUGCGUUAAUUGUCUUUGUUCAGAGAAUGGAAAUGUUUUGUGCAGCAGAAUAAGAUGCCCAAGUCUACACUGUGCUUCCCCUGUGCAUGUACCACAGCUGUGCUGCCCACGAUGCCCAGAAGAUUCCCUUUUCUCAGUAAGCAGCAAAAUCACUGGGAAAUCCUGUGAAUACAAUGGCACCACCUACCACCAUGGAGAAAUGUUCGUGGCUGAGGGGCUUUUCCAAAACAGGCAAGCAAACCAGUGUGCCCAGUGCAGCUGCUCAGAAGGAAAUGUGUACUGUGGAUUGAAGACUUGUCCCAAGUUAACUUGCUCUUUCCCAGUUUCUGUUCCAGAGUCCUGCUGUCCAGUAUGCAGAGGAGAUGGAGAAUUAUCAUGGGAACAUUCUGAUGGAGACAUAUUCCGGCAGCCAGCCAACAGGGAAGCUAGACACUCCUACCAUCGCUCCCAUUACGAGCUGUCACCCAGCUCUGCCAGGCAGGCAGUCAGCAUGCCACGAUUUCCCAGUGCCAGGAGUAACCGUGGAGCACUCCCAGAUCCCCAGCAGGCCUCAGGAACAAUCGUACAGAUCGUCAUCAACAACAAGCACAGGCACGGACGAGUUUGUGUUUCAAAUGGCAAAACAUACUCGCAUGGUGAAUCUUGGCAUCCCAAUCUCCGGGCCUUUGGAAUCGUAGAGUGUGUGUUGUGCACCUGCAACAUCACCAAACAAGAAUGUAAGAAAAUUCACUGUCCAGAACAAUAUCCCUGCAAAUACCCUCAGAAAGUAGAAGGAAAAUGCUGUAAAGUCUGUCCAGAAGAUGUGCCAAGUCAAACCUUUGACAACAAAGAUUACUUCUGUGGGAAAGAGACAUUUCCUGUCUAUGAAUCCAUUUUCACAGAGGAAGGAGAAACCAUCAGGAAAAUUGCAAUAGAGAUUGAAAAGCCACCUCAAAUAGAAAUACAUGUGUGGACAAUUAGAAGAGGGAUUCUGCAUCACCUCUAUGUUGAAAAAUUGUCCAAGAGAGAAUUUGAAGGACUUCCUUACUUCAAGCUGAUAACAAGGACAACCCUCAGCCAGUGGAAAAUAUUUAGCGAGGGAGAAGCUCAGAUCAGCCAAAUGUGUGAAAGCAGAGUGUGCAGGACUGAGCUCGAGGAUUUGGUAAAGGUUUUGUACCUUGAAAAGUCUGAAAAGGGUCACUGUUAAGGAAGACAGCACUGGAGGGAAAAACACAAGAAAACUUCUGAAAACUUGGAUCUGCAGCUGGACUGCAGGCUUAUUUUGCUUAAGUCAGCAGUUGCCCUAAACCCCAAAACUAUAAUGCAGUAAUUAUUCACAUCAUGCACAGCAAAUCUGCUGCUUUAUGUGUAGUGGUCUGUGUCAACUGUUCAAAUAUCUCCUCCAAAAGACUAGAAGGCUCUGUGUUACUGGUGGGGGAAGGAGAAAGAAAGACUGUGCUUUCCUAGAGUUGCAUUUCUUUACAAGUUAAAAAGAGAAAACAGAACAUUUUUACUCUUAUUAUUUGGCAAGUUAUUCAAACUAAUGAAAAGAAGGACACCUAAUAAAUGUGUAGGAACUAUGGGAGCAUUAUAUCCUGUCCUGAAUUUAUACCAUUUCUGGUGUUGAAAUGACUCAUGGAUUUCUUGUAGUAGUGGAGGAAAAAUACGAGUGAUACAAUACUCAUGUUGGAGACAUAAAAACCAGAUUUAAACUGACAGACUCCUUAGCAGCCUGCCUUUGGGAUGAUUUCUUGUAGUUGAGCAAACAAAGUCCAUAAACUGAACAGCAGGUGUUAGUGGCAAUCAAUAUAUUUUUGUAGCAAUUGGAGCAAAUGUUGGCUUUCAAGUGGUUUUCACUGUUUCUUCCACCCACUUCUCUAAAAGUGUUAGCUCCCCAUCAUAGCCCUAAUAACUUCAUUCUUCUGGGCCCUAUUUACACAUGCUAUUGGCUGGUAAACCACCUUCUAAAGUGAUGUGGCAGAAAGUGGUGAAGUACUUGCAGUAUUUUCAAAACACCUCAAGCAUUAAAACUCACAAUUAAUAAUACCUUAAAAGUUGUGAAGAACUUAAUUUAUUUGUUCUGAUUUGUUACAAACAUAAUCUUCAUUUUUCUGAGGGUGACCUCUCAAUUCUCAUGUUUCAAGAACAACUCUCUCCCAUGACAAACAACAAACAGCUAUAGGCUUGUAGAGCACAACAAACAGCUGCUUGUUGUGACAGCUGUUAUCUUCAGGAAAAAACCUCAAAUCUGAGAGAUUCUGUUAAAUUUAGUAUAGCACAUCUGCAGUGUGUUUAAGAGAGGAGACUUUCAUCUGCAGAGUAAUUGUAACAAUUCGAAAACGAAAAUCCUGCACUGCCCCGUGGCUGCAAUAUUGGAUUAAAUCCCAAGUGCAAGUGACUCUGCCUGCUUUUGCUCCCAUUUUCUACUCCACAAGCAGACAGGAAUAGUGCUGUUUAAACACAUGCUAGGAAACAAAGCUUUAUGGAAAUGGCCUGAGCUGGGGGCUGGGGCUUCACAGGGAGUGAAAUCAACAGUGACAGCAAGGAUUUUGAGAUUUGUCAUUCUGCCAGUGACAGCACUCAAGGGUGUCCACUUUCCUAAAGGGAUGAAGUUGUGGGAGAGGUUGGUACUGAAUGCCAAAAGCCCAUUCAGGCAGAGCUUCACCAUUGUGAGGGGAUCCUUGGCGUGGGCAGCAGACCCUGGCAGUCUCCAUCAGCAGUGCGGGCCUCAGGAGGAGUAGGAUGCAGGGCUUCUUAACAAAGAGGAGCAAGUGAGAAGAACAGACAUGAAGGUGAAAGAAAGGCUGAAGGGAAUUAGAAGAAAACAUACAGGGUGAUGUCAGGACCACCCUGCUCUCCCUAGGCCUGGACAGAGAGCAGAUAAGAUUUGGGCAUACAGGCUAUUGAAAGUGCAGCAAGUUGAAAUGCAGGAACACCUGGCUAAAAGAAAUCCUCUAUCACUGUUCAUGAAAAGGAGAACUAAGUGAACUGUCCUGCCACCUUUCCAGGGGACUGCAGCUUCCAUAAGUCCUGUCCUGGUGUUGGAAAGGGGUGUAGCAUAUCUAAACAAAGGCCCUAAAACCUCACUGCAUCAGAGCUGCAGUGUAACUGUAGAAGAAGCAGUUUGGCAUGAGAAGCACUGAUUGCACAUGGAAACUACUGGGUUGAAAUGUGCUGCAGAACUGUAAAAUUUUUAUUAUAAAUGUUUAAGAAGAGGUUCUGAGGAAUUGUAGUGUUCUCUGGUGAGAAGACCAGCAGUUGAUUUCUCACCUAAAAGGCAUCGUUUGUAGCAGUAGCUGGUGGCAAAAGACUAAGUGGAAAGUGUACGGUGUUUGUAAUUUUUUUUUACGAGGAAGGCAACCUGCUUUUUUGGAUUUGUGACAGGACUGGUGGAAUCCAGAUUGUAUAUUUAUUUUAUAAUAAACACUUCCUAAGAAAAGCAAAAAGCAGUCAUAAGCAUCAUUUAGUAAAAUGCAGUGUUGCGUUUUUGGUCACUAAAGACAACAAAAUACACAGUGUCAUGUUUUGCAUUCUCUUCAUGAGAUGUACGUCUGUUGCUGUACUUAUUUAUGUACUUGUAUCACUUUGACCUGGUUUGAUAAAUUAAUAAACUCUGAAGUUGAUAAUAAAAUAA
Messenger RNA from Vidua macroura (Pin-tailed whydah), 4230 nucleotides. RefSeq names its product chordin like 1 (gene CHRDL1). NCBI's taxonomy places the organism in Eukaryota, Metazoa, Chordata, Aves, Passeriformes, Viduidae. The transcript is spliced from 12 exons. The coding region runs from base 424 to 1803 and encodes 459 amino acids. The record is from RefSeq and is a predicted model, not a curated record. Gene Ontology annotation, molecular function: protein binding.